Messenger RNA from Sturnus vulgaris (Common starling), 4825 nucleotides. It is a transcript of the gene DCBLD1, whose product is annotated as discoidin, CUB and LCCL domain containing 1. Lineage: Eukaryota; Metazoa; Chordata; Aves; Passeriformes; Sturnidae. The record is from RefSeq and is a predicted model, not a curated record. Gene Ontology annotation, molecular function: signaling receptor activity. Gene Ontology annotation, cellular component: plasma membrane.
UUUCAUCCCAAAGACUUGCUUUAGGACGCAAAAGCUGUCAUUCACCUCAACAGAACAGAUGGGCUGAGGGCUUGUAAAGGGUCAUUUGGAUUUUUUUUCCUCUGGGGAAAAAUGUCUGUUUGCCAUCUUACAAAAACUUCUUCUUUGCAGUUUAUAUUGCGAAUAGACUCAUAAGUUUGAAUAAGUAUAUCCAAACUGCUUUGAAUUUUCUGUAUUAUCUGUGCCUGAAGGCAGCUAGGGACGAGUGUUUGCACCCAGGUACAGUGACAGAAGGCAAGCACAAAGACUGUGGCAGUCUCAAAGGAACACUCCCCUCAGGAACUGACUUUCUGAGGAAGCAGCUAGGAGUCCUGGGCACGCCUGCUGUCACAAGAAAGGAGUGUCCCAAAGGCUGUUCCAAGAAACUGCAGUUGGUAGCUAUAAAACUCUUAUCUAAUUCACUGGAAGCACAAGGCUGUUGUCUCCGUGUUCCGCUCCCUUCAUCUUUCCCUUUCUCUCCCUCUUUUUUUUUGUUUUAAACUCUAGAGACUUGAACUGUAUACUUCCAUGGUCUAAUGGUGUUUUUAAAUGGAAAAUUAUUAGGAAAUGCUGUAAGGGAAGUGUUACUAUCUUGUAGUACAAUUCAGCUUGUGGCAGGAAGGUCCUUGAAAACCAGGUGCUCUGUUUCUGAUCUUAAUCCUUUCUGACUGGCUGCUGUGCCACAAUGGCAUGAGCUGUGUGUGUUUGGAGGGUUUAUCUCGGGGACCCUGCCUAGAUCCCUCGGAUUGCUUUUGAAUGUAGUGUCAUUUUCUCUAAUGAGUUACUGCUGGUUGUAAGCAUGCUGUACUUCAAAGGUCAAAAGGCAUUAAUCUUUCUCUUAAGGCUUAUGUGAUGAGAAAUGUGGAUGCUGGAAUUGCUGCCAUGCAGAGACAACUGGAUCCUGGCCAUUCCUUGUCAGGGCAGCUUUAGAGCUCAUACCCAUAAAGGACUGAAGCCAAAACCCUUUUGUCAACAUUUGGAUUGAUACUGAAAGAGAAUGAGUGUGUUAUGAAAUUCUUUGCUAAUCAUGAGACUUUUCCAGCCUAAUUAUGUCAUCUGAACUUUUGAAAUCUUCUUUGUUCUGUCUGUAGGGCCAUACUGUGGUAAUGUGAUGCCAGUCCCCAAAGAAAUAAUUCUAGAUAGCAAUGAGGCAACUAUUCACUUUGAGAGUGGGUCCCACGUGUCAGGACGAGGUUUUCUGUUGUCCUAUGCCAGCAGUGAUCAUCCAGAUCUAAUCACCUGUUUGGAACGAGCAAAUCACUACACAAAGGCUGAAUUCAGCAGAUACUGUCCUGCUGGCUGCAGAGACAUAGCAGGUGACAUUUCUGGAAAUAUUGGAGAAGGAUACAGAGAUACGUCUCUGCUGUGCAAGUCUGCGAUCCACGCCGGCGUGGUGGCGGACGAGCUGGGCGGGCAGAUCAGCGUCACCCAGCACAAGGGCAUCAGCCGCUACCAGGGCGUCGUCGCCAACGGUGUCCCCUCGCUCGAUGGUUCUCUAUCAGAUAAGCGGUUUACAUUUACUUCAAAUGGCUGCAACAAAUCUCUCAGUCUGGAAGAGGGAUUCCUCUCCAAGAGCCAGGUUACUGCAUCUUCCUACUGGGAGGAGACCAAUGAGUUUGGGCAACUGCUCGUGUGGUCCCCAGACAAGGCUUGGCUACAAGUCCCAGGAUGGUCUUGGGCCUCUAACCACAGCAGCAACCGUGAAUGGCUGGAGAUAGACCUGGGAGAGAAGAAGAGAAUAACAGGGAUUAAGACCACUGGUUCUGGAUCCAUGAAUUUCAACUUUUACGUGAAGACAUUUACAAUGAACUAUAAAAAUAACAACUCAAAAUGGAGAACUUACAAAGGGAUUCUGAGCAAUGAAGAAAAGGUAUUCCAAGGCAACUCCAACUCUGCCGACGUAGUGCGCAAUAACUUCAUCCCUCCCAUAGUGGCCCGCUAUGUGCGGAUUAUCCCUCAAACCUGGAACCAAAGGAUAGCACUGAAGCUGGAGCUGAUGGGCUGUCGAAUAAUGCCAGCCAACAGCUCGUUUACGCAUUCAAUGUGGCAGAAACCGAGCCAGAGCACAGAAACCUCCCUUGGAAAAGAAGACAGGACUGUUACAGAGCCCAUCCCGUCUGAAGAAACUAACUUGGGUUUAAAGCUUACAGCUAUAAUUGUCCCCAUCCUCAUUGUGGUGUUUCUGUUCGUGUUCUCUGGAAUUUGUAUCUGCGCAGCCCUACGCAAGCGAGAAGCCAAAGGACUUUCCUAUGGAUUAUCCAGUACUCAGAAAUCAGGUUGUUGGAAACAAAUCAAGCAGCCCUUUACCAGACAUCAGUCAACUGAAUUUACCAUCAGCUAUAACAACGAGAAGGAGACACCACAAAAGCUGGAUCUGGUCACCAGCGACAUGGCAGAUUAUCAGCAGCCUCUCAUGAUCGGAACUGGGACGGUAACACGUAAAGGAUCUACUUUUCGCCCCAUGGACACCAAAGAGGAGGGAAAAAAGGGGAGUUCUGAGUUCGAAAAUCACUAUCACUGCCCUCACAGAGCUAACAGGCACGAAUAUGCUCUGCCCCUGACCAGCCAAGAGCCUGAGUACGCCACCCCCAUCAUAGAGCGGCACAUAGCAAGAGAAGGUAAUUUCCCCUCUGAGAACGGCUACAACGUUCCUGUCGCCUCAUCUCAGAUACAUUCCCUUACUGCUGGCAGCUUCUCCAGCUCUUGUAAAACCGACACCAGGAACGGAGACUAUCAGACACCCCAGAGUGUCAUAAACUAUGACAAACCCAAAGUUAAUGGUGUUCUGACCUCCGUGAGCUACAGCACAGACUACCAGAAGCCCCAGCAAACUGCUCUGGGGGGCGAGGGUUACUCCACGCCCAGGGACUGCCUAAAGCCCAUAAGCCAGACAGCAAUGACAGCUCUCUUGUGAUUUGCCGAGCAGGAGCGGCACGGUGCGCAGGAACGUCGCUGCACAGCUCUCUGAAGUGAAAACAGAGUUUGGAGGGACUCUGCUGUGGGAGGCAGAAGGCAAACAAGCCCUGUGUACAUAAUAUUGCUGUCUUGCUGGGUUCUGACAUCUGAAGAAAGCAUAUGCUGUUUAUCACUGUUUAUAGCAAGAGAGAUGUUAUCAGUGAAGACUGUACAUCUUAUUUUCUGUAACUGAUCUCAGUGCUCCAUUUGCAAUGUGUGCAAUUUGUACAUAGCUUUUAUUUAAGGAGAAUUUCUUAGGUUUCCUUUUCACCUGGGGGUUUGAAAGGAUUGCAGGAAUGCCUAUUUAAGAAAAACAGUCCUCUUUUUCUGUCUUUAUCUUACCUGCUGCUGUACUGGCAGCUGUAAAUGGUGUAUCUUAUGGUUGUGUUGAUUCAUCUCCUUUCCUGUGAUAACUGAAGAUAGGGCUGUAGUUUUAACUGGGAGGAUAGAAGUUAAAUUAUUUUCUGCAUAAUGUGCAUGAGAGAAGGCAGCUGAAUAUUUAAAUACUGUGCUCAAACACAACUUCCCAGCUGCUUUUUUAGCAGCAAUUUUCACAUGCUUGAAUUUAAUCUAGCAUAAAAGCUGAGCCCAUCAAACUUGCAAUUCAUGUUAGAAAACAGGUAGAAAUGCUGAAACUGGUUUUGGGCUCAAGCCAUGGUUAUCACUCCACAACAGGGAAAAAAAAAAACAAAAACCCAAACCAAAAAAACAAACAAAACAAACCAAAUAACAUAUCCAAUCAGUUAAUCUGGGGAAGCGCUUUUAAUUUUUUUUUUUAUUUAGGAAGUGUGUGUGUAACCAAAAUGUGAAUUUACAGCUGAGAAUUCAAUGCUGUUCAAGCCCUAGCUAAUUCUUUUGCUGCUGAAAUAUAAGGAAAUUUGUUCCUUGGCACAAAGCAGCAAACUUCCUCAACUCCUCAUUUCUCCACUAGGUAUUUUUCUGUCUUACAAAUUUAGUGUAACAUUUCUGUUAGAAGUAUUUCAACUAACUGAAACAUGGUGUGUGUAUGGGUUACUGUUGCAGUUAAAUUUGUGAGACAGCAGAUCAGCCCUGUUGUUUCUCCGAUAGUUUUUCUUUUGCAGCUAAUGUUUCCCAUAGUUCCGUUUUCAGACAAACUUGAAAAAGCUUGGGAUUGGGUGCAAUGUAUCGCACAGCAGCUGGCUCCUCUUUCAGCAGGGGCAGCCUUGGAGCAGAACAGCUUCUGGUUGUGACUGGGACCGUCCACUGCCCUUCUACCUCCAGUGCUUGGGGCAUUUCUUUGAAUUCAAAAGCUUGUCCUAAAAUGUCAAGAAGCUAUAUACUUCUGUGAAGAAAGAAUGGUGCUAUACUCAAAGCACAAGGUUGGGAAACGAGACCAGUAAAACCUGAGCUCUGGGAAAGUCGCUCUUUGAAGGCCCUCCCUUUAUUUCCUUGUAUAUAAACGGGAUCAUUUGCAAAGGAUGCAACGGAAGAUCGAUCGGAAUGCUUUCGGAUCUCUGGGUGGAAAGUGCUGUUAGAGGACAGGCUGGUUGCAGUGGUACUGCUCACAAAUACUGCUAACUCCAGCCAGAGCCGGACUUAAGGCAAGCUCUGAGUGGGUUCUUUGCAUACCCUUGUUCUGCGGCCUCAGGUGGUGCCAUUCCCUGCACUGCCGCUCCGUGCAUGCGAUUCCCGUGCAAAGAAGAAAGAGUCAAGGUAACCUCGUAGCCUUCCUGUGUUUGCUGUCAAUACAGUUUCUGUGAAAUGUCUAAAACACCUCAGGUCCUGAAGUGAAACAGCAGCAGCCUGUUUGUUAGACCGAGCUGGGCGGUGUUGUUUACCUUCUGUUGUUUACAUGUCUGUGUAAAUAAAGAACACUGGUAUUUGUAAAUCA